Molecule: messenger RNA, 1065 nt
Organism: Chenopodium quinoa (quinoa)
Lineage: Eukaryota; Viridiplantae; Streptophyta; Magnoliopsida; Caryophyllales; Amaranthaceae
Product: protein CHLORORESPIRATORY REDUCTION 6, chloroplastic-like
Exons: 4
Coding region: 96-887 (263 amino acids)
Biological process (GO): NAD(P)H dehydrogenase complex assembly
Cellular component (GO): chloroplast
Source: RefSeq, a predicted model, not a curated record
UAGUUUAGAAGAGGAAAAAAGGGGAAAAGGAUAGGGGAUAAAGUAAAAGCAAUGGACCAACCAUUUUGUAGGCACCAAAGGAACGAAGAAAACCCAUGGUUGCCUACGCAACACCCGGAAUUCCAGUCCAUCCAUCUUCCAUUGUUGGACAAACUCCUCCAAAACAAACGAAUAAUUCAUUAUGCGUACCAAACACUACUACUUCAUUUCCUUUUCUCUCCAAUUUACCAAGCAGUAUUAUUAGAAGCAGCACACAACACCAUGUUAUACCCAAAGUAGCCUUUAAUCCACAAGGCAACUAUGACCUCUCCCUCCUUGACGACGAUGACCUUCAAGCUAAAGCUCCAGAGCCAAUGCCCCCAAAAGAAGGAAGAUAUGAAGUGAUGAUAGACACUGAUGUCAUUCGACGCCUAGACUUAUCCCCUUUCCAAUCUGCCACUAACAUUUCCUCUCCUUCUUCGGUUGACCCCGAGGAGUAUUUGGAACGUACAAUAGGAUUCACCAUAAACUACAAAAGGGAGGAUCCGUAUGAUCAACGAGAACUGUCUGAAUUCCCGGAGAUAAGACUUUGGUUUGUGAGGCUUGAUGCCACUUAUCCUUGGCUUCCCCUUUUGCUUGAUUGGCGCGCCGGAGAACUUGCUCGUUAUGCUGCUAUGCUUGUUCCUCACCAGAUGAGUAUGAGAAUGGGUGUGGUGUUCAACCCAGAGGCAUUGGAAUUGUUUAUUAUGAAGAAGGUGUUUAUAAUAUACCCUUGGUUAAUGCAACAAGGUUUUUCUACUUCAAAGGCUAGAUUGAAGUCCAAGGACAUGGCUCGAAUGCUUGGUUUCGGAAUUGGGGACGAGUUGUUUGAUUUGAUCAAUCAAUAUCCCAUUUCUUCACUUGAUUAGACUGCAUUUAGCCAUUUAUACACUUCUUAUGUAUACAUUAUCUCCAACUUAAAUGAUUUAAAGAUGUAUAAAAGUCAUAUUUGAGAUGGAAAAUUAAUAAUGGAUACUGAGUGCUAAAUAUGUAACGUAUAUCAAAUGAUACGAAUCAUCAUAUAUGUCAUACGAUUCAAUUUUUUUU